GGAUACUUCCUCAGCCACCUUGACUUGUGGAGGGCGUGGAGACAUUUACUUUCAUCAUUCUGGCGCAUUCACGGGUCUUGAGCCUUUUGACUAUGAAUAGCUUAAUGAAGGGUCUUAGGGAACAGUACUAAGCGACUUCCCGGGAUCAUGGAAGCCCUCGGCGCUGGGGCGAACGCCGUGGCGUUCAUUGUUCUUGCCGCGCAAUUAUCUCGAAAUCUCUACACUUCGCUCUCGUCUAUCAAAGACGGCCCGGAAACCGUCAACAAUACAGCGAGCGAUAUUUUGCGACUUCACGGGGCGCUAGAGCUGCUGAACAGCUAUCCUUUCCUCACCAGCGAUGCGUCUCUAAGCCAGCAAAUCAAGGCUUGUGUUUUAGAUCUCAGCCCUCUGGCUGAUAAUAUCCAAAAGCUUCAGCUCACUCCUAAUGAAAAAGGGACUGGCAGAUUAUGGAAAAGAUUUAGGUCGUUCCUCGAUGAGAAAAGAUUGGAUUAUGUUCGUGCUCGAGUUAGCGCACACACCAACGCCAUCCAUUUUAGACUGAGUAUUUUACACAGUAUAAACUCCCAUACCAUUUCAUCCAAUGUUCAGAUGGCACGUCAGUCAAUCGUGGACCUUGAAAGGAGAUUCGAUCAAGAAUUCAAUAGACAGUCUGCGAGGAUCCCGAACCUCGACGAGAGCCUUCGAUCUAUGCAGAAUUCCCAAAAUGAAGCUCUACAUUGUGGCCUAUCAUCCAUCCAAGCGGCUGUUGAAAAUGCGUCGUCCGUGUCGCGGGCUGAUGCUACCGGAAUGUUAUAUCUUCUUCAUGAACUGAAAGAUUUGGUUAUAUCACAGAAUAGAUCUCAAGCCUUGCACAGUAAAGAGAUCAUAUCGGGCUGCAGAAAGGAAGGACCCAGCCAAACAGAAAAGGUCGCCUACGAUACAUCACCACUCUCAAAAAGCGUUCUGAUAGCAAGCAUCACAAGGUUGUGUGGAUUGAUUGAAAUGAAAGACCAGAACUUCGAUACCGACGACGGUUAUGACCCCCAAGCUGAAGAUAUCAUGGAAGACUUACAAACCUUAAUCCGGUGCACUAAGGAGUAUGCCAAGGCUGAGGGUAAUCUUGAAGCUCGCAGUGAUCUCAGACAUUUUGAUCAAGCGUUCGGGCAAUAUAAAUUUGCUGUGAAUUCGGCCCGGAGUUCAGGUAAACUCGAAAAUGUUAGAUUUCGACAGAGGAAGCAGCGUACCAGCCUCGAUCUUCAUGACCUGGGGACUCUCUCAAUAAUGACAAGUAAACAACUUCGACUGCCACAUCCAACUGAAGCAGGUGACUCAACCCCAGGAGUCGAUGAGGACGGCUAUAAGAUCACUAUAACAUUCCUUCCCAAAGAUGGAAGAAAAUUCAGCAUGCUUGUUGCAUCGACUAUUCGACAUGGGUUAGUCGCACGCCGAGGUCAGUCUAUCUCAUCACUUGCCGUGAAUAGGAUUCUGCCUGGGAAUUCGCGCGUAUUUAGUGUGGUAGCCCAGGGUCAUUUGCGAGAAUUCCAAGACAUGUUGCGUAGAGGGGAAGCUUCACUGCACGAUCAUGACGAGCGCGGGGCCAAUCUCCUAUUUUAUUCCACGAGGCAACCCGAAAUAUGCAGGUUUCUACUUUCAAAAGGGAUAGAAGUUGACGUCGUGGCCGACCGCCUUUAUGAAAUUCAUGGCAAUUUCAGACACCUGGGUGAAUUCCGUACGUGCGGCUCGGCUUUAGAUAUCGAUAUCCGAGAUCUGCGUACAGAAGAGGAGGACAUUCCCGUUACAGAAUGUAGGAGGCUUCUACUAGAAGCGGGCGCAGAUGCUACAUUGCGUGUGAAUAAGAGGUUCUCAUUUCUCAAAGAAAAUAUAUUAGAUGCAACUCCAGAUAAAGUCCGAGCAAUUUGGGGUUCGAGUCUACUCCAUCCUCUCAUUAAUAUUAACAGCGCCAUUGAUGGGGGUUUAACACCGCUUCUUAUUAUCUGUGAGAAGUGCGGUUACAAUUUUGAAAGAGGCCGUUUUUCUCUUCUAUUGGAAUUAGGCGCGGAUAUUAAUGCGCGUGACGCAAAUGGGAGGUCAUGCCUCCAUGUUUGCUUUCAAAAUUUCGUGACGUGGUCUGUAGAUCGACAAGUUGACACUAUUAGAUUUCUCAUCCAGAAUGGGGCCGAUAUUCAUGCUAGGGACGAAUCAGGACAAACUGCCUACGAAUGGGCGUAUACCCAUCAUUCGAAUCGCGAAGGCUGGUACAUAGGCAGUUUGGCUGGUGAUCUUUGGGACUCUGUCAUACAAGAUUUUGGGUAUGACGUCUUCCAAUUCCGACAAAAUCACCAAAGAAGACCUUGUUAUGGCCGAAAAUACGGGCGUAGGGAAUUUGAAAAACUCUGGCAAGGACGAGAAUUUCAAUGUCCAUAUUGGGAUGACGGACCCUGGCCUCAAGAAGUACCAUACCCUCGCACUCUUCCAGAGAGGUCCUGCCUAGUCGACACGGUAAAGAUAAGCGUCAAUGAUAAACCGGUCAAAAAAGAGACUCCAAUACAUUACACGAACAAUAUGGGUUACAUAACAGAAGAGCCUAAGCUUGAGAGCAGUGCACCACAUGCGGUGGAAGAGAGCGAGCAAUCCCAGCUUAGCGAGACGCUCGCUGUCAACGACGCUAUUGAUCCUGUCCCAGAGGCUGUCAAUAUGAACGACCAUGUCAAAGAGCGGAGAAUUGUCGAGGAACACGAGGAUUAUCGCCAGAGUGGCGUUGAUCUCGGCGAUUAUGAGUCAUUGGAGUUGUAUGAAAAUCCAUGGCGGUCUUGAUCCAUCUUAUGAUGAGCGAAGAUGGUCACGAAGAUCAGAAAGGAAACGGGAGAAGCUGUUCUAAUGUAGCUAUCAAGUGGAAGCAGCGAUAUAUUUCAAGCACAAAAUACCCCAUUUUCGAUUGAUGCGCCUCACCACCAAAUACAGCGCGAUAGGGUAAAUUCCGCCCCCAACAUUGAUGUCGUCACGGAUGCCAGUUGCUGCGGCUGGGCUGACCCAAGACUCGAUGAUACUAGCAUCACUUCUGCCACCAGCCAUAAUAGGACCUGGUUUCCAUGUUUUAUCUCUUAUUUCAGUUUGCGCACCGAGUUAUAAGAUCUUUGGGGUAACCUUGGUGCAUUUCCUGUUGACUGUAGAUAUCAGCGAUCUACGCACAUUCUCUGUUUUGUUGGCGUUUGUUUCGUAUCUCUUCAUGGGAGCAGUCCUAGGCGAGAAUAAUUCAGCUAAAUUCCGACUCAUAUGACUUGAAACUACGAUAGAGGGCUGUACGGUUCUCUGUACCACAUUAGGUGACAUUUGACGAUCCUUUACUCAAGCAUGAGUUUGCUUGGACUGUGUUACUGUAGUUUAUCCUAAGUUCAGGGUCUCUCCUACAAUUUACUCGCCCCGUUGCAUUGGACUGCAAUGUUGUAUGGAUUAGCAGGGUCACACGGGCUUCGCUACUUUGGUUGGUACACUGAAUACUCUCAGCUAGCGAACU
This is a messenger RNA of Xylaria bambusicola, 3493 nucleotides long. RefSeq names its product ankyrin. Bases 148 to 2793 code for a protein of 881 amino acids. The record is from RefSeq and is a predicted model, not a curated record. Gene Ontology annotation, cellular component: nucleus; cytoplasm. The transcript has 5 exons. Gene Ontology annotation, molecular function: protein binding. NCBI's taxonomy places the organism in Eukaryota, Fungi, Ascomycota, Sordariomycetes, Xylariales, Xylariaceae.